Messenger RNA from Clunio marinus, 243 nucleotides. The record is from the annotation of a GenBank genome assembly. Lineage: Eukaryota; Metazoa; Arthropoda; Insecta; Diptera; Chironomidae.
AUGCAACUGUUUGUAAGAAUUCGCAAUAAUCCAAGCAUUUGUACAAUAAAAACCACAGAGAAUGCCAAAGAUUUAAGCUCAAGUAAGAGAAAAGUUCACGGACACGUCAAGAACAUACAACAACGAUACUACAUGAACACUUCUACGCUAUGCACACACUGUUAUGCUGGAUACGAUUACAAAUUUUCUUAUUUUGUUCUCUUCGUGGAGCUUUUUGUAAGUCUGACUUACAACAAAAGCUGA